Messenger RNA from Cinara cedri, 2795 nucleotides. NCBI's taxonomy places the organism in Eukaryota, Metazoa, Arthropoda, Insecta, Hemiptera, Aphididae. The record is from the annotation of a GenBank genome assembly.
AUAGCGUGUGUUGCCGACAGCGUUGAGCGUUUGUUUUGUUUACUACUCUAAUGGUUAGUCAAGUACUAAAUAUUUCGCUGUAGUUCUGUCGUUAUAUUUGUAAAAGAUUUUGUAUAUUUUUAUGAAAUUUAAUGUUACAAAUAAAAUUUAAUAUUUCUUGUAGUACAUUUUCUAUUUAGUUUUGUGACAGUGUAACGCAUACUCCGAAAACAUGGUAAGACUUGAACAAAUAUUUACGUAUAAAUUAAAUCCUAUAAGUGAUAACCUAGGUUUAACGUUUUAGACAAAUAACUCAUGUUAAAGAAAUUUCAAACGUUAGCAAAUAUUAUAUUUGUUUUAGUCACCUUUUAAUUCGUUGUAUUUAUUGGCAGGUUUGGGAUGUAGAAUUAAUAAAUGUAUACUGUUUGGGUGGUCCUAAAAAGAAAUAUGUAAUUUAGGUUUAUGCCUAGAUACUCGUUUUGUUCAUCAAUUCUGAUGAAUUUAAUAAACCUAUUAAUUUAAUUUGACUAACAAAAAUGAUCAUAAUAUCCUUGAAUAUUUUUUAACUUUAUAAAGCUGAUUUUAUUCUAGUGUUUUUCCCAAUUGCAAUUAAUUGUAUGUAGGUUAUGAACAAAUUUAUGAAAUACCUAAUAUUUUGGGUAUUUACCUAUUGUUUUUUUUACCAUUUUCAAGUGUUUUAAAGUUAGGAAAUUAUAUAAGUAUAUUUUAAUUAUGAUUUUUAUUAAUUAUAGCCGGUCACAAAAAAUAAUAAAAUGAUGCAGCACAUCAAUUACAGAGUGCGUGUCAUAUUACAAGAUUCAAGAAUGUUUAUCGGCACAUUUAAAGGUAUUUUGUUAAGAUCGAAUUCAUGUUAUAAGGUUUUUAUUCCAAUUAUUUAUUUUUUUUUUUAUAGCUUUUGAUAAACAUAUGAAUUUAAUUUUGGCCGACUGUGAAGAAUUUCGUAGAUUAAAAAGUAAAGCUAAGGUACCUAUGAUCCCUGCAGAACCCAGAGAAGAAAAGCGUGUACUCGGGUUUGUUUUAUUGCGUGGUCAAAAUAUAGUAUCUAUAACUAUUGAAGGACCACCUCCACCUGAAGAAGGUCUUCCUAGAGUACCUUUGCCAGGUGCGGGUGGUGGUCCUGGAUCAAGCCGUGCAGCUGGACGAGGAAUGCCUUCUGUUAUUCCUUCGGUUGCUACACCUGGUAAUAUUUAUUAAAAAUUUGAUUUAAUUUUAUGAUUCAUUAAUUGUCACCAUUCAGUGUUGCCCAUGAUAGAUAGUUAUCCAAUAAAAAAACAGAAAUCAAUUUUACAAGUCUCAGUAUUUUUUUUUUUCAAUAAUUCAUGUGCAACAAGUUUGGUUAAAACUGCUCCAGGUUUAUCAGAAUUUGACAACAAAAUUAAUAUUAAUAAUGUUUUUUUUUUCUAAUUUUCCCGUGAUAGCUCUACUUAUUUUUAAACAUUACACUGUUUUGUAUUAUUAUUAAUCAAUUAACCACGCCCAUAAACAGCAAAAACCUUUGUAAAAAUUAUCUACAAAAUACAAAAAUAGUAUUUGUAAACUAGCCAUUUUGUGAUGAUAACUACAGUUGUGUUCAAUAUUGUACACAUUUAUACAAUUUAACUAUUUUGGAUAGUUAUAAUCUUAAUCUAUACAAUUUAUUAUUAGGUUGCUACAACAUCAUAAAAUAACAAUUAUAGUUGGAUUUUAUUGGCAAUAUAAGUGUUUCCAUUUUUUUAUUUUUAUUUUUAUUAUAUUAAUAGGUUUACAAGGACCAGUGAGAGGUGUCGGAGGUCCUUCACCUGCUGCCAUGGCACCAACGAGAGGCGCUCCUGCUCAACCACCAAUUAGAGGUCCACCAUUGAUGGCACCUCCACCAGGCAUGAUGCGUAAGUGCAUAAGAAAUUUGACAUAAAUUGAAACUAAUAUAUUUAUUUUUCUCAAUGCAAUGUUUAUUAUAAUUUUAAAUUUUGAUUUUAGCUGGUAUGCCACCAAUGCCUGGUAUGGGGCGAGGUGGACCACCACCAAUGCCAACUAAUAAUAUGCGCGGUCCUCCACCUAUGAUGAGAGGUAAGCAGUAUUUUUUGUUAAAAAUAACAAGAAAAAUAUUUAAAUUUUUUUUUUUAGGUCCUCCAUCUGGUGGCCCACGAGGUUAUUAGUCAGUGACACAAAUGAUUCCAACUGGAGAAUGAUUAAACUUUACUAAUUUCAUUAUUUAUUGAAUAUUGUAAAUUUUCUUCAGUUUAAUACCUUUAAUGACAACAUAAUCUGAUUUUAUAAAUUGAUGAAUAAAAUAUUAGAAAAACAAAAAAAACAGAUACAUUUUACUUUUAGUUUAUAUCUGUAUAUUAUUAUUGAUUAAUAUGUAUGUUUAUGAGUUUAAUUUACUAGUUUUUGUGUAUGUUCGGUACAUUACAACCAAAAAUUAGAAUUAUUAUAAAACUACUUUUAUGCAUCGAUAUGACAAGUAUUUAUUACAUUGCUCAUAAUUGUGUAAAUACAGGACUAUUAUUCUAAUGGCAUAAUGUUUUUCAUCUUAAAACUAGUCUAAUUAAAAUAUUGUAUUUCAACAAGUUUCGAAAAAUUGUCAUAUAAUUAUGUUAUGUAUUCAUAAGAAUUACAGUUUCUGUGUACAUUUUUAUUAUAUUUCUUUUAAAAAAUUACAUUUUUUAUCUAAUAAUUUCCUUUAGAUAUUCAGAUGUGAAUAAAAUAAAAUAUUUUACUGUAUGUUAUGUACAUCAAAGUUUUCAAAAUGUUUUGUAUAUUUAUUUAUUUAAAAAUAACUGCUGUUUGUGUAAUGAUUUUAACUUACCAGAGAC